GACUCUGGGAACAUGAUUUCAAAUAACAACUCCAGUUGUUCACAACAAACUAAGUUUAAUCUUGUUCAAGUGAAGGGAACAUGGAUUCGACAAAGUGACCAGUUUCAGCUGGCAGAGGGAAAGUUAUCAGAUGCUAAAAUCUAUGAGAACAAGUCAGAACAUGGGGUUUCCUGGACAGUGGUCAGCCCUGUUGUGUUCACCUACAGAGUUAUUCAGUGCAAAAACAUACUGGAUCCCACGAAUGACACACUGCUCUGGGGUCACUUAGGAGAAGAGGAACUUAAACACACCUUAAGUAACUGCAAACCACUGAAGCGAUUUGUUGUCAUUGAUGAAAAUGUCAAUAAGCUGUAUGGCUCCCAGGUUUCUCAGUACUUUAAAGCCAGAGGGGUCGUUUACAAGAUUCUCCCUCUGCCCACCACUGAAGAGAACAAGUGUAUGGAGUUAGUGACCAAGAUCCUGGAGGAAGUUCAUGAGUUUGGUAUCGACAGACGCUCCGAGCCAAUCGUAGCCAUCGGCGGUGGAGUUUGUCUGGAUGUGGUGGGCUUGGCGGCAUCUCUCUAUCGCCGAAGGACCCCAUAUAUUCGAGUGCCGACCACUCUACUUUCUUAUAUUGACGCAAGUGUAGGGGCAAAAACAGGAGUCAACUUUGCCGGCGGGAAGAACAAGCUGGGAAGUUAUGUCCCACCAGUGGCAGCCUUCUUAGACUGCUCAUUCUUCCAAACUCUCCCACCACGUCAGAUCUCUAAUGGGAUGGCAGAGAUGUUAAAGAUGGCUCUAAUGAAGCACCGGGGCCUGUUUGAGUUGAUGGAGACUGAGGGCAGGAAACUGCUGCAUACCAAGCUUCAGGUUUGCAAGACCAGUCCUGAACAGGAAGACAGCGCUACAGCCACCAUCCGCAUUGCUAUAGAAACCAUGCUUGAGGAAUUGGCUCCUAACUUGUGGGAGGAUGAUCUGGACAGGCUGGUGGAUUUUGGUCACCUCAUCAGCCCAGAGUUAGAAAUGAGAAUAUUGCCAGCACUGCUUCACGGAGAGGCAGUCAACAUCGAUAUGUCCUUCAUGGUAUAUGUGGCCGUUCAAAAGGGACUUCUCACAGUAGAUGAGAAGAAUCGUAUUAUCCAAUGCAUGCUGAGUCUGGAGCUUCCUGUGUGGCACCGGGACUGCACUCUGGAGCUGGUGCAGAAAUCCCUUAAGGAGCGUCUGAAGCACUCUGCUGGCUCUCUGAGGAUGCCUCUUCCCACAGGAUUGGGAACUGCAGAAAUCUUUCAUGGUAUGAUUGUUGAUGGAAUUCUUUGCCAAGCCCACAAGAAAUGGACUGAUGAGCUUUCUUCAUCAGGAGACAAAUGAAUUUUACAUGACAAUAUGGACAAUAUAGACAUGAUAUAGAUACACAACUGCUGCUGAUUUCUCAAUUGCAUGUCCACCACAUCCCCAAAGGAGGGUUACAGGACUGAGAUCUUGUGAUUGUGGAGGCCACUGAGUACAGUGAACUCAUUGCCAUGUUAAAGAAACCAGUUUGAGCUGAUUUAAGCUUGGUCACAUGGUGCUUUAUCUUACUUGAGGCACACAUCAAAAGAUCCUAAAGGGAUGGUCAUGGUCAGAAACAAUACUUAGGUAGACUGUAGUAUUUAAACAAUGCUCAGUUGGUACUAAGAGACUCAACGUGUGCCAAGAAAAUAUCCCCCACAUCAUAACACCAGCCUGAACUGUUGAUACAAGGAAGGGUGGAUCCAUGCUUUUAUGUUUUGUACACCAAAUUGUGACCCUACCAUCCGAGUGUCACGGCUAAACACAAGAUUAGAUCGGGGAAUGUUUUUCUAUUUUUCUAUUAUGUAACUUUGGUAAGUCUGUCUGUAUUGUAGCUGCAGUUUCCCGCUUUUA
Molecule: messenger RNA, 1881 nt
Organism: Neolamprologus brichardi
Lineage: Eukaryota; Metazoa; Chordata; Actinopteri; Cichliformes; Cichlidae
Biological process (GO): antibiotic biosynthetic process
Molecular function (GO): 3-dehydroquinate synthase activity
Source: RefSeq, a predicted model, not a curated record